UGAGACACUAAAAGAUGAUGGACCAUUUUUGUCAUUUUCUCAGCUUUUGCACCCUCCCUUGAUCCAUCUUCUUCUUCUUCUUCCUCAUUGGAGAAGAAAAACCUCAGACAUACAAUCAAACAGUUGUACAGUUGACACCCACCCAACUAUAUUAUUUGUGGUUGAAAAAAAAAAGGGGACAAAAUUCUGCACUGACAAAAGGCUUACUGAGGUUGGAUUAGUGCAAUUUUAUGCACUGUGGAGAUACUUGUAGUGUAUUGGAGAAGUUGUUGGAGCUAUUUGAAUGAGUAAAGAUAGCUUUCGUCCGUUAAAGAAGUGAAAUUUAACUGCAGUUUUAUGAAUAAUCGCUUUUUGAGGCGGAUUGAUUGACCCAAUCCAGGCUCAAGGAGGCUUUUUUCAAUAGUUGGAUUAGUGUAAUUUUAUGCACUGUGGAGAAACUUGUAGUGUAUUGAAGAAGUUGUUGCAGCUUUUGAUGAAUAAGGGGUUUCUGGAGCUAUGACCGAAUCGCGUUUUUUUGGAGCUUUGAUAAAUUAGGUAUAUAUGUAUAUGGAAAUGCCUGCAGAGUCUAAUCCAGGAUUUCAUCCUCACCAAGCUUUAUCGUUUCAAUCAGGGGCAAUAGGGAGCUCAUCGUCCGACAUCAUGAUGAUGGGUAAUUACUAUAGCAGCCUUGGAAUGAAUUUCAAUGUAAAUAAUAAUGGUGGAGGAAGGGGGAUGUUGUUUUCUGGGAAUCUGAGUGUGGUUACCAACAGUGGAAGCUGUAGCAAUAAUAAUCCAGGAAUGAGCCAGUCUGGAAGUUGUUCGAGUUCUUUUCUUAUUGAUUCAGUGCCGGGGCUCAAGCAUGAUACUGGGCUAGCUGUAGAGUGGACCCUUGAGGAACAGUUCAAACUGGACGAAGGACUUAUCAAAUUUGCCAAUGAACCCAGUAUAAUGAAGUAUAUUAAGAUUGCAGCCACACUCCGCGACAAAACUGUACGGGAUGUUGCAUUAAGAUGUAGGUGGAUGACGAGAAAGCGCAGGAAACAGGAAGACUAUACUUUGGGAAAGAAAGUGAAAGACAGGAAGGAAAAAUCAGCAGAAGUAUCCAUGAAAGCUGGUACAUCCUCAGCUUCACCUCUGAGCUUCAUGCCGUAUUCGCUCUCCUCAAAUCAUCGUGACCGUGGUGACGUGAAGUCUUCUGCAGCAUUACUUGGAACGCGGCAUCUACUGGAAGAAAACAAUCAGGCUCUGAAUCAAAUUUCGGCCAACCUUUCAACAGUCAAGUUGCAGGACAACGUUGAUCUCUUCAUCCGAGCGAGGAAUAACAUAACAGCAAUUUUAAACGACAUGAGAAAUAUGCCAGGGAUUAUGAGCCAAAUGCCACCCCUUCCAAUUUUGUUGAAUGAGGAACUUGCUAGUUGUGUUUUGCCUACUACAACUCAGCCAAUGAUGUUUGGUUCCACAAGCGGAAUCCAGCCGAAACAAGAGCCAGGCUGUUGAUGGAGAGAGUGCUUGGUGCUAAAAUUUGGAUUACUAGCUUGUGUAAGUACACCAAUUUUUUUGCUGUAAAUGCAUAAAAAGCUGGCGGUUCUUUGCAGCUUGGAUAAACGACUGGGUUCCACAACAAGAAAUUUUAUCAGAACCCAUUUUUUGAAGCUGUACACGAGCACCAGGAAAUUAACAGCCUCAUGUUAUUGCAUAUCAGGGGAAGAACUGUUAUCUUGAUAAUGCACUUGCAAGUUCAUUUUCUUGUUUCCGUCUUCUGUGUGUAAAUUUAGGAGAUAGAUCGAUCUUCGAGGUCAUUUUCCAAGGUGCUUGAUUAACUGAGUGUUUUUUUUUUUUGUUUAAAUAAUGCCUUAACAAUUUGCGGAUUCUUGUGUUGUGUUGACUGUUGAGUUUGUUUUACUCUAGGUGUAUAUUCUCAUAGGGUAAAUAAUACUUGAUUUCCUACUGAAUACCCCUUUCUUGAUUUGAUAUGAGUAUUAAGAAGAGAAAAGAUUGAGGUCAGUUCGUUGUGUUA
Messenger RNA from Lycium barbarum (goji berry), 1996 nucleotides. RefSeq lists its product as uncharacterized. Lineage: Eukaryota; Viridiplantae; Streptophyta; Magnoliopsida; Solanales; Solanaceae. Bases 541 to 1476 code for a protein of 311 amino acids. The transcript has 9 exons. The record is from RefSeq and is a predicted model, not a curated record.